Molecule: messenger RNA, 1839 nt
Organism: Plasmodium fragile
Lineage: Eukaryota; Apicomplexa; Aconoidasida; Haemosporida; Plasmodiidae
Exons: 1
Coding region: 1-1839 (612 amino acids)
Biological process (GO): recombinational repair
Source: RefSeq, a predicted model, not a curated record
AUGCUCGAUGAAAAUUUGUCAUGUCUGUUAGACGAGAGCGAUGACGACUGCUCCAGAAAAAAUGAAGACAAAAAGAGGAAGCAACAGCUGCGUCAGAAGAGCAGCAAUGUGGUCAAUGAGAGUGAUGGAGAGUUUCUCCCCAAGUCUAUCCUAAACUUUAACAUUCGCAACAUAGAGAAUUUGGAUAAUUUUUUUAAAAACACCAGUGGCGACUUCGGCACUGUUGCACAACAUAAGGGAGAGAUUCAGCGCACCGCUUCGCGCACGUCGACUUGGCUGAGGCCAAGUGGAGAAGCCAAUCAAAGGGGAAACUCGCUCCACAGGAAAAAUGAACAGCUGAGGGAAAAUUCGAACAGUACAAAUUCUGUUAGUGGGGAAAAUAGAACAAUCGCAGUAGCGAAGGCCGCGCAGGUGGUAGACAACGAUACAAGCAAUGACCGAAAUGGAAGGUGCGGUAGCCACGCUUUAAAUUACUUCCCACCUCUAGAAAUUGAGAAGCAAGAAAUUGCAAAAAGGAAAAUUUUGGAGCCUUCUUCCCAGAGUACUACUAACCUUGUACAUGCACACGGGGGGCAAGCGAAGCAUGACAUCAAAAGCAACAAGGUAGCAGAGGGAAACCCUGAUGUGGUGAAAUAUACGAUAGAGGCGAAUGCUGCCCAUUGGUGGGAAAGCGCAGAUGUGCUUGAAUGGGAGUCAGCCACACCGAUCUCUUCCUCGACAAAAUUGUGCGGCAAGAAAAGAGCCUCAGAAACCAACCUGUACACUGAACUGUUUAAACAGGGAGAACCGCGACACGGAGAUGAAGCAGAGGCAGAAGUGGAAAUAGCCAACAGUGCUGCAAUGCAAAAUGAAGAGAGAAUACUAAAGAAGCGUAACGAAUGUGUAGAAGGAACAGACCAUGCGAAUGUACCUAUGCAUGGAGAAAAGAAUGUCAACUGGUCCAAUGGAAGAAGCUCCAAUCGCGUUGUACGGUUUGUCACCAAUGAGGAUGGACAGGAGUUACCACCUCAGAUGAGAAGUAACGACACAACGAAAGGAACCCAAAUUGUGAACAAGGCGAAGUGGUUUAGUAGUAGAAACUCCAGUACAGUGCCACCCAUGAGGACAAAUUCUACCACAUCCAUUUCUUUCUUAAGUGGUGCUUCUAAAUUGAACUCGAUAAGAUACACCUCACAGAUGUCCGACAAAUGCAUAGAAGUAGAUCCGCUUGCUGAAAAAAACAAAAUCGAAAAAAGGAAAGAGUUAAUUUUUUGCUUUUCAUUUAUAAAGUACAAUUCUUGGGUGAAGGCUUUGAAAAUCCUGAAACUGCCUUUGGACCCCUUCCACCUGAGUAUAAAUGCUCAUAGGUAUGUGAUGGACUGGGGGGAAGAGCAAACGGGUCAGGAUCGGAGCCAGGGACAAAUGAGGUAUGCAUCUAGCCCAGACUCGCACGAGCCAAGUGGAGCGGUAGGCGGAGCACCCUCCUUCCUGUACACUCACAAUAUCCACAACAUUUUAAAAAACAAAAGGUUCGCAAAUUACAGAAUCGAGAAAAUGAUGGUGCUUGUGAAGAGCAUCAGAUGCAGGAGUCAUGGGUACUUCAUAGUAGCCAUGGACCCUUCUGGCCAGAUGCCAGCUUCUAUACAUAAGGAGGUCGAGAAGGAAUACAAAAAACACAUAAGCAUAGGUUCUACGCUAAUUCUAAAAGACGUCACAGUGUUCGAAACGCUAGAUAACUUUCCCUACUUGAUAAUAACACUUCGAACCCUCGUGCGGGUCAUCAGGGCAGAGGAAACGAGUUACACUGAGAAGGAGGACAUCCUCAAGAACAUGUACGAGUGCACACGGCGCAGGGCGUGA